AUGAAGCUUUCUUCUAUUUUCCUUACAGUCUUUGCACUGGCCACAACUGGCCUUGCAGCGAAGACAUGUACUCCUAGCUUUGAUUAUUGCUCCGAUGUCCUGAUUAAGGACAAAGGGUUCACCGAGGACGAUCUGAAGGAGGUUUUGAAGGGGUCCGAUCUAGAGAAUGAGGACCUUAAGAAUGUGCUAUUCCAUUGCAAGAAUCCUGGAGAUGUUGGCCACCCCAAGCUCUGCUCGAGCGGGUGCACAAACCCAGCGACAGAGGGUAGUCACUCAUGCUCAGCCUAA
Molecule: messenger RNA, 288 nt
Organism: Penicillium crustosum
Lineage: Eukaryota; Fungi; Ascomycota; Eurotiomycetes; Eurotiales; Aspergillaceae
Exons: 3
Coding region: 1-288 (95 amino acids)
Source: RefSeq, a predicted model, not a curated record